AUGUCUCUUAUUUCUAGAAAUGUCCUGCUUAAACUAUCCUACAACGGGCAACAAUACCACGGAUUUGCAUACCAGCCAGGGCUACCAACAGUAGAGCACCAUCUAUUUCUGAGCCUUAUCAAGAAUAAGUUUGUAGAAAUAAAUAAUGGGCUACCUAUUCAGCCAAGCACAUUUGUAUGGCCAAAGGAAAUACUUGCCUCAAUUGCACUAAUGAAGUAUUAUAAAUGUGGUAGAACAGAUGCAGGCGUGUCUGCUGCAGCUCAGUUUAUAUCAAUACACCUUCCAUCCAAUACUGAGAAGGACUACCCAUACGAUAUAAUGAUCAACCAGCAUCUUCCAAAUGAUAUAAGAGUGCUUGGAUGGAUGUUUGUGGACAAAGAAUUCAGCGCAAGGUUUACGUGUAUUUCUAGAGAGUAUGAAUACUAUUUCUCUAAAAGGCCAGCAAGCAUCCUAAACAUAGAAACAAUGAAAGAUGCAUCUAAAAAGCUACUUGGUACACACUGGUUUGGAAGACUUUGUAAACAGGAGAAGGAGUCGUCAAAACAAAAAAGGCUUGAAAAAAAGCAGAAACUAUCCCCUGAUGAAGUAACGGCAGAAGAGUCUGUUCGUACCGUAGAUUUAAUUAGUUUUGAAAAAGUUUGCACCGAUGAAAUAACAGGGGUGGAAGUGUACCUCAUGAGAAUUAGGGCCAGGUCAUUUUUGCAUAAUCAAGUCAGAAAGAUUUUCUCUUUAUUAUUUAUGGUAGGCUCAGGGUCUGCUAUAGAAAUAGAGAAUAUCUUAAAUAAAAAUGAAGUACAAAAACAUGACAUAAAACUAGCCGAGCCUGCUCCUCUAGUUCUUUCUAGAUGUGUGUUUUCUAAUACAGAUUUAAGCCAUUUAAAGUCUUCUCAGGCAAAGAACCACCCGCAUAUAAAAAUAUGUGAAGAUGUUCUUGUUAGGUCCAAGGUAAAUGAAAGAAUUACAAAGGAAUUCUUUUUAUAG
This is a messenger RNA of Nematocida parisii ERTm1, 981 nucleotides long. RefSeq lists its product as uncharacterized. Gene Ontology annotation, cellular component: nucleus; cytoplasm. Gene Ontology annotation, molecular function: pseudouridine synthase activity; RNA binding. The record is from RefSeq and is a predicted model, not a curated record. Gene Ontology annotation, biological process: mRNA pseudouridine synthesis; tRNA pseudouridine synthesis. The transcript has a single exon. The coding region runs from base 1 to 981 and encodes 326 amino acids. Lineage: Eukaryota; Fungi; Microsporidia.